This is a messenger RNA of Mugil cephalus (flathead mullet), 3383 nucleotides long. Its product is annotated as RAB3A interacting protein (rabin3). Gene Ontology annotation, biological process: exocytosis. The record is from RefSeq and is a predicted model, not a curated record. Gene Ontology annotation, cellular component: Golgi to plasma membrane transport vesicle. The transcript is spliced from 14 exons. Gene Ontology annotation, molecular function: guanyl-nucleotide exchange factor activity. Bases 421 to 1749 code for a protein of 442 amino acids. Lineage: Eukaryota; Metazoa; Chordata; Actinopteri; Mugiliformes; Mugilidae.
CAGGGAGGACGACACACCCACUGAACACACUGAGACAAACCAGGACGAGCAGGUGGGACCAGUGUGAGUUCAACCAUCCGGACACAAACCAGACAAAUGUGGGAUUAACAGCCGCUGAAAACUUUCACCGAGGAGGGAAACCUGCCUCUAUUUUUAUUUUAUUUAUUUUAUUUGUGGACUUUCUGGGUCCAACUUCAGCCGAAAGACCUGAGUUCAGUCCAGCAUCAUAAACUGAGCCGUAAACGGGAGAAGAGGGAAGUCCUGAAGUUCUCCUGAGGACGAUCUUUACCCGACGUCUGUGAGUCCUCGUCCUCGUCUCCGUCCUGGUUCAUGACUGACUGACCCUCAGCCUCCGUCCGUCCUCCCAGACUCACGUCCACAGUUUGUACUAUGAGUGUAUGAUGUCUGAGAGCAGCGGCGAUGGCCUGCAGCAGCGGUCAGAGCAACGCCGAGACUCUGGAGGGCUUCCACGAGGUGAACCUGGCCUCGCCCACCACCCCUGACCUUCAGAACCAAGCAGAGAACCGCCCCCCCGCACGCCACAGCGCCCCGCCCACCUCCCUGUACCGCACCCACUCUCUGGGCCCGCCCCCCGCCGGCCUCCGGACGUCCCUGCGGGCGGACCAGCUCCCGACCCAGCCGGUCUACUCCACGCCGCGCCACAGCCACAAUGGAAGCGUGCCGGGCCUGGAGACGGACUCGUCCGAGGGGAACCUCGUCCCCGGGGAGGACGGGGACGAGUGCGGCGCUCUGAGCGACGGCCUGUCGCGUCUACGCAGCCCGUCGGUGAUGGAGGUCAGAGAGAAAGGAUACGAGCGGCUGAAGGAGGAGCUGGCGAAGGCUCAGAGGGAGCUGCUGUUGAAGGAUGAGGAGUGUGAGAGGUUGUCUAAGGUCAGAGACCAGCUCGGCCAGGAGCUGGAGGAACUCACCGCCAGCCUCUUCCAGGAGGCUCAUAAGAUGGUGAGAGAAGCCAACGUCAAACAGGCCAACGCUGAGAAGCAGCUGAAAGAAGCUCUGGGGAAGAUCGACGUCCUCCAGGCCGAGGUCCAGGCCCUGAAGACGCUGGUGCUGUCCUCCCCCACCUCCCCCGUGGGAGAGCUCCCGCCUGCGGGGGGAGUGAAGACCCCGUUCAGGAAGGGCCACAGCAGGAACAAGAGCACGUCCUCCGCCAUCAUGGGGACGCAGCCCGACCCGUCGGCCACGCAGCCCAUCGUCCGCGAGUGCAGAGAGGUGGACAGUCAGCUGUUCGCUGAGUUCAAGGCCUGGAGGGAGGAGCCGACGCUCGACCGGAAUUGUUGCUUCCUGGAGAGAGUUUACCGAGAGGACAUCUACCCCUGCCUCACCUUCUGCAAGAGCGAGCUGGGGUCGGCCAUCUUGGAGGCGGUGGAGCAGAACACGCUCAGCGUGGAGCCGGUGGGUUUCCAGCCGCUGCCUGUGGUCAAAGCGUCGGCGGUGGAGUGUGGAGGACCAAAUGGGCGAAGGGCUGAGCUCGUCACAAAAUGUGCCCUGAGCGGUCAGACCAAAACCUGUAAGCACAGAAUCAAGUUUGGAGAUUCGUCCAACUACUACUACGUGUCUCCGUACUGUAGAUACAGAAUCACAGCGGUGUGUAAUUUCUUCACCUACAUCCGCUACAUCCACCAAGGGCUGGUCAAACAGCAGGACGCGGAGCAGAUGUUCUGGGAGGUGAUGCAGCUCCGUAGAGAAAUGUCCUUCGCUAAACUCGGCUACUACAAAGACCAGCUGUGACCCACGCACCCUAAGCCCCGCCCCCUCCACAGGAUCUUCGGUUUUCCUCCUCCUCCUUCGUUUGUGUGAGUGUUUUUGAGGCUGAGACAGAAUCAUCAUCAUCAUCACAACAACCGACUGAAGGACUGUGACGUCGCUGUUCUGUGAGCUCCAUCAUUUCUUUAUUCAAACAUGUGACACUCCCAAAAUGAAGAAGCAGCUAUGCCCCGCCCCCUCACCCCUCCUCCCCCUCCCCCAAAAAUACUGUCAUUAAAUAUAUAAGUGUUCAAUUAAAAGUGAAGACAAUUUUGGACAGAAGUUAGAGAAAACGAGCCACUUUGUGAGGGGAGGAAACGAAAUUUAGAGAAAUUAGUUCAAAUGUUUUGGGAAACAUUCACUGAAUAAAGAUUCAGGUUUAAAUUUUUGAGGAAAGCAAAAAAAAAAUGUUUUUUGAAAAAUUAGGUUGUCAAUUUAGGGGAAAUUUAUUUUGCUGUUUAAAAGUAAAGCUGUGAAAUCUUCAAUAUUGAGGAGAAAAAGUCGGUUUUUGGGAAAUAUUUCAUAUGUAGAGAACAAAUUUAUAAAAACAAAUUCUAUUCUUGUAAAAGUCUUUGUAAAAUUACAACUUCUUUAGGACUAAAGUCACAAAUUCUGACCUUUUUUUUCUUGUAAAAUUAUUUAAUUCUAUUUAACCACAAUCUUUAAAAUAUUUUCAAGAAAACAGGUCAAUGUUCAAAAGUUUGAAAAGUUAAUUUAUUCACAAAAUAAAGUCACAUUAUCUCAAUUUUUGACUUUUCCCCAAAUUUAAAUAUUUAUCUUGUAAAAUGAAAAAUUGCCUUUUCAUUUAUUCAAUUAUCAUUAAAUGUUCAAAUUAGAAACAUAAAAUUUUGUCCUUUAAUUUUGAAUGAUUCUGUCUCAGAAAUUCUCAAAUUUCACAAGAUUGUUUUCAACUUUUUCUUUGUUCUAACUUUAUUCUGGAAAUUUAAAUGUUCUCAUAAAAUUAUCUCCAAAUAUAAGACUGGGAUUUAAUUUUCUAAAUAUUGAACUUCGUCCUAAAAUGUACAUAUUUUUCAAAUUAAUUUACAUAUUUUCAAGAUAUAAAUUUAAACUUGUGACUUUAUUCUUUGAAAUAUUCUCUAAAAUUUGACCUUUUUUGAAAAUCCCAACUUAAUUUAAAAUACUAUUUUCUUCCCUCGCAAAACAUAAAUUAAAAAAAAAAGAUGUCCUCCCCUGACAGUGGCUUUUUUUUUCCUCCGUCUAAGAUGAAAAUAAACACAAUGAAGCGUGUCUGUGGAGUUAAAACCAUGACCGACGUAUUAUUUAAGAAGUUAAACCGUGUAUAAGCUCCUAUUUAAUUUUGUUUUUUCGUUAAUGAUGCAGAGAUAAUCAGAAAGUUUUUUUCUUUCUUUUAGAGUUUGUGGUGGUCGUUUAUUUUAUUUUGUUGUCGGAAACAUUUCAGAUUCACAAUGAAAAACACUAAAAUCUCUGAACGUGAGGUUGUGUAGAUGCUGACGAGGGGUUUGUGUACAUAUUGAAGCUGUGUGAAUGUCGUUGUGUAAACUUCAUUUAAACCUCAACAUGUCUCUCCCGGUUUGGUUUAGUGCCUUUUACUCUCAGACACUCUGAAAUAAAAACAGUGAUACCUCUGGAAACACAUG